Molecule: messenger RNA, 2363 nt
Organism: Pongo pygmaeus (Bornean orangutan)
Lineage: Eukaryota; Metazoa; Chordata; Mammalia; Primates; Hominidae
Product: deleted in azoospermia protein 1-like
Exons: 26
Coding region: 180-2363 (727 amino acids)
Biological process (GO): 3'-UTR-mediated mRNA stabilization; positive regulation of translational initiation
Cellular component (GO): cytoplasm
Molecular function (GO): protein binding; mRNA 3'-UTR binding; translation activator activity
Source: RefSeq, a predicted model, not a curated record
UCUACCUCCGAGGGUUCACCCGCCCUUGGUUUUCCUUACACCUUCGCCUUUGGCUCCUUUGACCACUCGAAGCCCCACAGCGGGUUCCAGCGGACUUCACCAGCGGACCCAGAAGUGGUGGGUGAAACACAGCCUCUGUUCCUCCUUGAGCCUGUGGGGAGCUGCUGCCUGCCGCCAUCAUGUCUGCUGCAAAUCCUGAGACUCCCAACUCAACCAUCUGCAGAGAGGCCAGCACCCAGUCUUCAUCAGCUGCCGCUAGCCAAGGCUGGGUCUUACCAGAAGGCAAAAUCAUGCCAAACACUGUUUUUGUUGGUGGAAUUGAUGAUAGGACGGAUGAAGCUGAGAUCAGAAGCUGCUUUGGUAGACACGGUUCAGUGAAAGAAGUGAAGAUGAUCACGAAUCGAAGUGGUGUGUCCAAAGGCUAUGGAUUUGUUUCAUUUGUUGAUGACGUGGAUGUCCAGAAGAUAGUAGAAUCACAGAUACAUCUCCAGGGUAAAAAGCUGAAGCUGGGCCCUGCAAUCAGGAAACAAAAGUUCUGUGCUCGUCAUGUGCAGCCACGUCCUUUGGUAUUUAAUCCUCCUCCUCCACCACAGUUUCAGAACGUCUGGAGGAAUCCAAACACUGAAACUUGCCUGCAGCCCCUAAUCACGCUGAAUCCUGUAACUCAGUACGUUCAGUCUGCUGCAAAUCCUGAGACUCCCAACUCAACCACCUGCAGAGAGGCCAGCACCCAGUCUUCAUCAGCUGCGGCUAGCCAAGGCUGGGUCUUACCAGAAGGCAAAAUCAUGCCAAACACUGUUUUUGUUGGUGGAAUUGAUGAUAGGCCGGAUGAAACUGAGAUCAGAAGCUGCUUUGGUAGAUACGGUUCAGUGAAAGAAGUGAAGAUAAUCACGAAUCGAAGUGGUGUGUCCAAAGGCUAUGGAUUUGUUUCAUUUGUUGAUGAUGUGGAUGUCCAGAAGAUAGUAGAGUCACAGAUACAUCUCCAGGGUAAAAAGCUGAAGCUGGGCCCUGCAAUCAGGAAACAAAAGUUCUGUGCUCGUCAUGUGCAGCCAUGUCCUUUGGUAUUUAAUCCUCCUCCUCCACCACAGUUUCAGAACGUCUGGAGGAAUCCAAACACUGAAACUUGCCUGCAGCCCCUAAUCACGCUGAAUCCUGUAACUCAGUACGUUCAGUCUGCUGCAAAUCCUGAGACUCCCAACUCAACCACCUGCAGAGAGGCCAGCACCCAGUCUUCGUCAGCUGCGGCUAGCCAAGGCUGGGUUUUACCAGAAGGCAAAAUCAUGCCAAACACUGUUUUCGUUGGUGGAAUUGAUGAUAGGACGGAUGAAACUGAGAUCAGAAGCUGCUUAGGUAGAUACGGUUCAGUGAAAGAAGUGAAGAUAAUCACAAAUCGAAGUGGUGUGUCCAAAGGCUAUGGAUUUGUUUCAUUUGUUGAUGACGUGGAUGUCCAGAAGAUAGUAGAGUCACAGAUACAUCUCCAGGGUAAAAAGCUGAAGCUGGGCCCUGCAAUCAGGAAACAAAAGUUCUGCGCUCGUCUUGUGCAGCCACGUCCUUUGGUAUUAAAUCCUCCUCCUCCACCACAGUUUCAGAACAUCUGGAGGAAUGCAAACACUGAAACUUGCCUGCAGCCCCUAAUCACGCUGAAUCCUAUAACUCAGUACGUUCAGGCUUAUUCUACUUAUCCAGAUUCACCAGAUCAAUUUAUAUCUAUAAAUUCCGUCAUCCCUGGAUAUCAGUUGCCUGUAUAUAAUUAUCAGGCAUAUCGUACUUAUCCAAAUGCACCAGUUCAGGUCAUCACUAGAUAUCAGUCGCCUGUAUAUAAUUAUCAGGCAUUUCCUGCUUAUCCAAAUUCACCAGUUCAGAUCACCACUGGAUAUCAGUUGCCUGUAUAUAAUUAUCAGGCAUAUCGUACUUAUCCAAAUGCACCAGUUCAGGUCAUCACUAGAUAUCAGUCGCCUGUAUAUAAUUAUCAGGCUUAUUCUACUUAUCCAGAUUCACCAGGUCAAUUUACAUCUAUAAAUUCCGUCAUCCCUGGAUAUCAGUUGCCUGUAUAUAAUUAUCAGGCAUAUCGUACUUAUCCAAAUGCACCAGUUCAGGUCAUCACUAGAUAUCAGUCGCCUGUAUAUAAUUAUCAGGCAUUUCCUGCUUAUCCAAAUUCACCAGUUCAGAUCACCACUGGAUAUCAGUUGCCUGUAUAUAAUUAUCAGGCAUAUCGUACUUAUCCAAAUGCACCAGUUCAGGUCAUCACUAGAUAUCAGUCGCCUGUAUAUAAUUAUCAGGCAUUUCCUGCUUAUCCAAAUUCACCAAUUCAGGUCACCACUGGAUAUCAGUUGCCUGUAUAUAAUUAUCAGAUGCCACCAUAG